Molecule: messenger RNA, 6020 nt
Organism: Jaculus jaculus (lesser Egyptian jerboa)
Lineage: Eukaryota; Metazoa; Chordata; Mammalia; Rodentia; Dipodidae
Gene: Mob1b
Product: MOB kinase activator 1B
Exons: 6
Coding region: 53-703 (216 amino acids)
Biological process (GO): positive regulation of protein phosphorylation; hippo signaling
Cellular component (GO): nucleus; cytoplasm
Molecular function (GO): protein kinase activator activity
Source: RefSeq, a predicted model, not a curated record
CCCGCCCCCCGCGUCCGCCGACCUCGCCGAUCCCGCAGCCGCCGCGGCCGACAUGAGCUUCUUGUUUGGUAGUCGCUCUUCUAAAACUUUUAAACCAAAGAAGAACAUCCCUGAGGGGUCACACCAGUAUGAGCUCCUGAAACACGCGGAAGCCACACUUGGGAGUGGCAACCUGCGCAUGGCUGUCAUGCUUCCCGAGGGGGAAGACCUGAACGAGUGGGUGGCAGUUAACACGGUGGAUUUCUUCAAUCAGAUCAACAUGCUGUAUGGGACCAUCACGGACUUCUGCACAGAGGACAGCUGUCCCGUGAUGUCAGCUGGACCCAAAUAUGAGUAUCACUGGGCAGAUGGAACAAACAUUAAGAAACCCAUCAAGUGCUCUGCGCCGAAGUAUAUUGAUUACCUGAUGACAUGGGUUCAAGACCAGUUAGACGAUGAGACACUGUUUCCAUCAAAAAUUGGUGUCCCAUUUCCGAAGAAUUUCAUGUCAGUGGCAAAAACGAUCCUCAAACGACUCUUCAGGGUUUACGCUCACAUUUACCACCAGCACUUUGACCCUGUGAUCCAGCUUCAGGAGGAGGCUCAUCUCAAUACAUCUUUCAAGCACUUUAUUUUUUUUGUCCAGGAGUUCAACCUUAUUGACAGACGAGAGCUGGCGCCCCUACAAGAACUGAUUGAGAAACUCACGUCCAAGGACAGAUAAGAGUGUGCGGAGCUGGGCAGCUGUCUCCUGGUGGAGCUGUGUGGAGUGUACUUGGGGUUGUGUUCUGUUUUGUUUUUAUCUGGAUUGUUUCUUUCUUAGGUCUGGGGGCUGGUUGGGUUUCUGCUUAUCUAUUCUGAGUUCAUAAAACCAUGUCCUGUUGUGAGAGGAAGCCAACCAAGAACCAUUCUCUACAUUUGAAAGGGGUAAAUUCUAUCUUAGUGAUAUACAGUAAUUUUUAAAAAAUUAACCUUACUUAAGGACUUUUUGUAAUAUUGUGCUAGAAACAAAAAUGCCUACUGAAUGAAAUGCUGAUGGAUUGGGUUCUGUGUUGUGUAAACCAUGGUGCAUUGUGAAGUCCAUAAAAGAUUUCUAUGUUGGAGCACUCUGCCAGCCUCACUUCCAAAGUGCAGGCACAAACAUAGGAUUGAACAGAACUCAAAAUGAUGCUAGGAUUACUGCCCACUUGUGCACGCUGUAAAAUAGUCUGUCAUCAAAGCCAUAGUUUACCCAAAUUGGUGAUCUCCAGCUUUUACUACAUUAAAGACACAUAAUUAGUAAAGGUGUGCAUGUAGGACAUAACUAUAAAACAAGAAAAAAAUGAUUUCUUAGUUAUUUUUGAUAUGGACUCACAUACUUGUUCAACAGAUGUUUAAAGUUCUACAAGCAGGCCUUUCUCCAUCUCUUAAUAUCUGUGAUAUUGAAACUCGGGGAGGUUGAAAUGUAAGCUACUGCGUUUUGGCUCCUUUCCACAUGUUGACCUUCGCACUGUUUGUGUAAUCCUUCAGGUUAUGUAUGGGAUUGCCAUCCUCAGAGGUGAUGCUAAACUGUGAGGUUUCCUAGCAAUUGCCAAGUAAGCCAUAAGCCUGUGGAAUCCCCUUUUACUUCAGAGGAGAAGGGAAGGAGGGCAGGUUGGGGUGGGUGCUGUGAGCGUAGGGAAUAGAUUGAUUAUAGGGAGUCAAGUUCUGGAAAAAUCUUUUUAAAACCCUGGAAUUAGAAUGGCAUGUAGAUUUUAAAUCAAUUACUUAUAAACAGAGUCUUAAAGACUUAAUUUUAGGAAUCAACUUCCAUGAGAAGUUAAAAUAUAUAUUACUAAUUUUGGGAACAGACAUUACACAUGGAAUUUACAAAGGGUUAGGGAUUCAUCACUUUUUAGCAUUUCCAUUCAGUGAAUGGAGCUGGUACUUGCCUAUCAUUUUAAAUGAUAACUACCUUCAUGGUUGGCCCAGUGUGAAGCAUUGUGACUUCCUCUUUUUUCCACUGUGAAGUCUUUCUCUUUGAAGUGGUGUAUAAUGAAAAUUCUACUUCGUUAGUGACUUGGAAAUGUUAUUUGACAUGAUUUUCUAAUGAAUUAUUGUCAGGAACAAGUUCAGGAACUUAGAUUUUUGAGUAAGUAUCUAGUUUUUUCAUGUCAGUUUUGUUCUUUAGAUACAUGCUUUUCAGACUUCUAGUUGUAGUUUUGUCAGUUCUGAUUAAUCUGCUGUCCUCAAUUAGAAAUGCAUACCCUUCUAUUAGAAACCUAGGCCUUUUCCGUAGUAGAAUAGAGAUGUUUGCUCUGAAAUUACACAGACUGCAAAUGCUUAGUGGGAAAGAAUCUAAAAUGAAGUCAGUUUGGUUUUGUCCUUAAUAGGUAGGACAGUGUAAUUAUAAUUAAGAUCAUGGGGAGCUGCCUCCCCCCCCUUCAUUUCUAGCAGGUACUCAAGUACCAAUUAUAAAAGCAACAGGAGAGCCUGUUAAUGGCAAACAUAUUAGACAAUUGUUUGUUACAUGCUUAUUCAUAAACUAUAGAGAGACCUAACUAAUUUUCUUAGAACACAUCUUUUAGUGUCAAAGUAGGUAGUAACAACCAUCAUGGGUUGAUUUGGGAAUAAAAUCUGACAUUGUGACUUACAUGGUUACUCAAAUGAUCUCUGCCCUACAUAGAUGUCCUGUCAACCUGGUGACCAAGGGUUCCAAUAGCAAUGUGUAGAGAGGACAGUGAAAGUGUGUUUGUUCGUUUAAGCCUUAAGUGCACUGUAAAAGUGGAAAGCUAUUUCAGUAAAUCAGUGCUUGGUAGUUGGGCUUAUUGUCCCAGUAUAUUAGAUAGGAGUUUGCUCUCAGUGGGCCAGAAUCUUGAAGUGCCAUUUUUCCAAGUGUUCCAUUUAAUGAGUUUAGGAGAAAUGAAGAGAGACGUGUGUGACAUGAAGAAGAACAGCCACUCUCCCAGGGAGAGGCCUGGCAUUGGACAUGGCGUUAGAUGACCACAGCCAAGGAAACACACAGGAGAAAGAUGCGGCUCAAUAAACACUUGCUUUCACUUGGUUGGUUUGGACCCCAUGACAGUAAGAUUGAAGCUUGAAUUUACAGAAGAGCUUGUUUAUAAAUGUCUGUCUGUCUUUCCUGAUCUUUUAAAAAUUCUGACUCAUUACCAAGCUAAUUAUUUUCCUUUGAUGUUUAUAUAGAGCUAUAAAAUAGAUGGUGUUCUCCCUCAUUCUUUGUUAGGAGCAUCCCAUCAAAUAUCACGUAGUAAGUUACCAUAGACUUGUCACUCACAGUGCUUUGGUUAAAUGUUGAUAAGCCAAAGCAGGUUUUAGGAGUUAAGGGACAGAGACUGACUAGCAUCGUGAAGAGAAGCUAACAGAAAGUGAGGUAUUUUCCGUUAGCAAUGGCCGUUGCUGGUUUUCACUGGCUGACUUGAUUCACUUCCCACAGCAAUGCGCCUUAUACUGCCCUGGAACAGUAGGUGUGCAUUAGUUGGCUGGUGGCCUUGAAAGUCACUUUGCCUUAAGAUGAAAGAUUUUACUGUCUCUUGUCUUCUUUUUGUUAGUCAUUGUAAAUUCCGAAUGGUAGCAUCACUAUAUUUGGGGGCAGAAUGCGUGUCUGGAGUGUAUUUCAGGCUGAGUUACUGCCUGGAUGGCCAGGAUGGAUGGAGCACUACAAUCCCUCGCCCCAAAGCAGGAAUGUGGACAUUUAUACUUUACAUAUAUAAUCAUCAGUUUCCAUUUUUGUGUGUGUUAAUAUUUUCCUUGCUAUGGGAAAAUAGCAAAAUGACAGAUUUCUUUUCUACCUUUGUCUACACCCUCUCUGAGAGAGGUUUUGAUAACCACUAAAAUAGUAGAAUAUGUGAGAUACAAAUACUGAGUUGUAGAACUUUUUAAAAAAUAAGUAUGUCACACCAUAACAUCCCAAUGAGAGUUGGUCUUCAAACGAGCUCCCUUGGGAGCAAUACUUACUUCAGCAAUGCUGCAAAAUUAUGUUUCUAGACGUUUUCAUAGAUGCCAUGAUAAGUGGCUAGGGACUAUGCAAGAAAAUCAGUUUCAUCGUUUUAAUUGCACAGAAGCUAUUUUAACAACUUAGUGUGACCCACCUUAACCACUAAACAAAGUCCAGUCACUUGACAGUUCUCUGAGAACAGACUCUGCUUCCCUCCUUUAAUAAAGGAGUGCUUUCUUACUGUCACUGCUUUGAAGGGGACACACCAUUUGAAUGAGUAAGCUUUUAUUUUUAAAAAGUUUAGUUUAACUUCCUUAUAUUUAAAAAUCAAGGUCUUCCCCCAGAACUUGUUUCCUAUUUUAAUUCCUUUUUAAACCAUAAACUUUUGACUUUUUGGAGUACUGUAGGAUAGCUUUGAUUGAAAGUCCAAUAUAGAAAACUAUAUCCAAUAUUUAAAAUAGAAGUAGUUUAAGAAAGCAAAGUCUUGUGUUUUGUUUAAAACAGGUUUUCUUUCAAGUGAACCAUUUGACUUUAAAUUACUGGAGAUCGUUGCACACUGAAAUUGAAAAAAGUUUUAUGUACUAAUUAUGCCAUUUCUAAAAUAUAUGCAAUUCUGUAAGUAUUUCACAUGUAACUUGUAACUUUAAAUUGUAACUGCUUUUAGAAAAGAAAUGGGACCAAAAGCAAAUUUGUAAUUUAGGUUGUGAUUGUACACUAUGAAAAUAUCUGAUUUUGAAACUUACUUGGGACAUUAAAGAAUAUACCAGUUCCUACAGACACAGAUCUGUGCUUCAAGGACCACUGCUAAUGUAAUGUGAAUGUCAGAGUUUGAUGACAUUCACCAUAGAAAUAAGUUAGCAGUUUGUUGUAUGAGAUGCUAAAUCUCUAGAAGUAAAGCUAUCUUAAGAUAUAGUUGAGAAAUUUAGUUACAUAACAAAAUUAUGACUGAAGAUGGCUAGCAUUUUUAAGGUUUUAGCAACAAUUUAGAGAAUUCAGUUUGAAGGAAAAGAUUGUGCUCUAUACCUGCCACUCGUAGCUCCAUUUAUUUGUAUUUUGAGAAGAGAAAAAUAUACAGACUGAAAUACUGAGUGUUAAUACAGGUUCUCUCCCUUCUUCUGUGCAUAUACUAUUACACAAUAGAAAACUUUGGAUUAAAGUUCUCAUACAUAAAUAGUAAAACCACUGGCUUUUUCCAGAGUUUUCUUUUAUUUUCCUACUCUUCAUCUGUGUCUGUCUGUCUGUCUCUCUCUCACACACACAGUGGGUUGAUUUUUGCUGAUGUUCAUUGUUAGUGAUUCUGAAGUACUUUUAUUAGUAUAUAGGUUUGGGUUUGUUUUGGUUAACAGCUUUCCUCAUGUCACUGAAGCUGCACUAUUAGUGAUGUAAAGGUAAACCUUAUUUAUUUCUUUCAUAUAUUAUUAAUAUUAAAUUCUUGUAGGUGAAUAUUUCCUAGAGUUUUGCACACGUUUUCAUUUUUAUUUUGUUGGUAGUGCAGGUUAUAAAAUAGAUGAGUGCAUUUUGAUUUGAGAUCACUUUUCUCCUUAAACUGCUCUGCAGAAAUAAAUAUUUUUAGGGAAAAUAGUUUUUUACAACCACUAAAUUGUAUUUCUUAUUUUUGUAUGUGCAUAACCAGGGUGGUGGUGAUAUCACUGAUCUUUUAGUGAACACUUUUGUUCUAUUUGAAAUUUUCUUAUACAUUUAAGUUAUUACUUAAAAUUAUUGCUAGGCAGUGUCAAGAAAUACUGGUUGAAGGAAAAAUACAGUAAAUAUAAGAACAAUUAAAUAGAGAUAUCAUUUCUGAAGACAAAAAGCAGAGAAGUACUGCCAGUGCCAAGUAAUGGGACAUGUGGGCAGUGUUGAGAUUGUGCAGUUAUCUACAGGAAUGAAUGCCCAGAGACAGUGUCUCCAUUAAAGUAGCUGGAUGGGGAAGAGUGGUUUAAAAUAGGAAAUGCAACAUGGGUGCUGUAUUGUAAAUUGUGCCAAGAUCAUGCAAGUUGUACUGUUUUUGAUCAGUUUUGUUUCAUCAUUAUUAUUUUCAAGGGGUUACUGAAUGUUAGAAAAUCUGUAAUGUUUUAUUUGAAAUAUGUAAAUAAUGUAUACAGACUUGUAUGUGAUGGGAAGUAUUUAA